This is a messenger RNA of Siniperca chuatsi (mandarin fish), 3661 nucleotides long. RefSeq names its product reticulophagy regulator family member 3 (gene retreg3). The transcript is spliced from 9 exons. Gene Ontology annotation, biological process: reticulophagy. The coding region runs from base 275 to 1864 and encodes 529 amino acids. The record is from RefSeq and is a predicted model, not a curated record. Lineage: Eukaryota; Metazoa; Chordata; Actinopteri; Centrarchiformes; Sinipercidae.
GUACAUACAUAUCUUAACCUAACAGAGGUUUUCAAGGCGUCACGGAGUUAAUGGCUUGCUGAUUCGUUUGUGCUUCAAAGUAAACCUCACAAAAAACAUUUCCCCCUGAACGCAGCAUGACACAAGGGCUCGUGCAGAUUCUGAUUGGGCUGCUGCAGGCUCGGAAAAACAGGUUACGCCAUAUCGUCAGUUUCCAAAGACAGCGCUACAUUCUUGUAAAUAUGCCAAAAUAUCUUUAUUUUACAGGCUUACUUUACCGUACGUAGACGCAAAGAUGGCGCACACUGGUGCAAUGGAAGACGCAUCCGCGGAGGAUUUCUCUGCCAAGCAGGGGUCUAGUGUCUGCCUGCGAAGUCGACCAUGCUCCAGCGAGAGAGAUGGUCAGGUACGGGCUAUCAAAGCUGCCCUUCAGUCCAGGUUGGGGCCCUACGAGCCCGUCCUGACCUACCUACAGUCCGUACUAGUGUGGGAAAGACCCUUUCAGUGUGUGCUUCUCUACACUGUGGUCAACGUUGUGUUCUGGUUCUUCGCCCUGACCUCACUGCGCCUGCUGUUCCUGCUGGCUUUUGGUCUGGCUGUGGUUGUCUGUGUUGAUACCUGGAGGAAUAAGAUCUGGCCAGAGAUUAGAGUCAAAAACCUGGACGAAUCAGAAAAUGAGAGGUUUGUUACUGUAACCAUCAGCAAGUAUUCCCUUACAGAUAAUGCCAACAAUAAUAAUGUUAUAAGUAGAAAGCAGAUAAAGGUGUUAAUCAUUUUUCUCUGUUUAUCUAGCUGGGGUUUGGUGCAGCCUGGCAUCCUCAGUGUGCCUGAACUGUGCCACCACAUUGCUGAGGCCUGGGUCAGCGGAGCAGUUCUCACAUCCAGUAUGGUGCAGUACAAACGACAUAACCCUGGCAAGUUUUGCGUCCUGACCUGCGGAGUGUUCACCUGUUUGGCUAUGGUUGGACGCUACAUUCCUGGGUUGGUGCUCUCCUACGCUGCUGUGUUGGCUACUCUCCUGGCCCCAUUGGGUUCCCAUUACAGGGUGUUUCAGCAUGUGGGCGUAAAGCUGGAGCCGGUCCUGCAGCUGCUGGACUUCAGUGUUUGUGGAUACAUGAUGUCAAAGCCUAUCGAUAAUCAGUUCCUGCGGAGGCCUCUCCGUGAUGCAGCCUCAGGUGAUGACAGUGACAGUGAGGAGGAGUUGGCUGCUUUCUGUCCAACGUUUGAUGAUGCUGUUGUCGCGAAGGAACUUGCACUGACCGACUCGGAGCACUCUGAUGCCGAGGGCUCCUACACUGAUAAUGGAACAUUUAACCUAUCACGUGGCCAGACCCCGCUCACGGAGGGCUCUGAGGAUUUUGACAGACACAGUGACGCUGAGGAAUCCUUUGCUCAAGACCUCCCAGACUUCCCCUCCAUAAACCCUGAUGCCACUCUGAUGGAUGAUGACGAUGACACAAGCAUAGGUCUACCUAGUCUGGGUCACCGGGCUUCAGUGCUGGAUGUAGAUGCUCAUCUGGACUCGGACCAGGAGGAUCUGGAUGCAGAACUUUCUCUCAGCGGCCUGCCACCUGCCUCUGAUUUCACCGGAGACUUAGCUGGAAUUAUUGCCAGCAACAUGAUUCAGGCAGCACUGGUCGGGGCGAUGCAACCUCAGCCUCCUGCUACCCAGCGCAGAGAAGGCCCUCCCAGGGCCGGGGCCCGCCGAAGCUACCGCAAGCAGUCCAGCUCAGAGCUGGACACAGACUGGGAAGGAGAGGACUUUGAAAUGCUGGAUCAGUCUGAACUGAACCAGAUGGAUCCCAUUGGAGGAGGAGGGGGUAGUAGACGAGGAGAGAGCCAGGGGUCUAACUUCUUGUCUAGCCUGCUGGGUAAACCACAGUAAGGUGUGUGUGUGUGUGUGUUGGUGAGAGUUUGUAUGAGCGCGUGUGUUUGUACGCCUGUGUGCACGAGUGCAACUUCAUGGGCAGUGUACAUGUCAAUGAGCUGCGAGUGCGUUGUGUGAGAGAUGAUUUUAGGUUCCAGCAGUCCUGCUUCUGAUUGGCAUCAGUUUAUCACUGUGAAGUACUUUAUUUUUUCUAUCUUUUCAAACUCUUUUCUCCCGUACUUUUAAACCCUGAUCAUUCAAAAAACUUUUACUUUGUAGGCUGAGCAAUAGGAAGUGCAACAACAAAAAUAAAACACAUUCAGACAUUAAAUUAACCAGCAUUAUUGAGCCUUGUUGCAGUCUUGUAAUUGUAUGCACCCAUAAGUUACAAGGGUACUUGUUAGUGACUAUGAAUAAAGAACAACAGUGCCCAUAAACUCUUUUCUACCUGGAGGUCUACACAUACAGGGCUAUUUAACAGGGGACCAAAUAUGACAUUCCUGUUGGUCAAGCUGAACCAUGUUGCUUUGAUAAUGACAUUAUGGAACAGCAUUACAUGUUUAAGUUUCUUUAGUCAUUGGAAAACUAUUCCCAUGACAUUUUGUCAAAGUAACAGCAGUUCGUGUUGCUGUUGAUAUUAGUGUUCUGCUGUCCUUUCAAGUAACGUGGCGAUGAUGUGUUAGAAGAUGAUUUAUUUAAUGUUACAGAGAUUAACAUUUUUUAAACUUAUCAGCAGUUGUGGAUUUUGACAGCAAUUCUCUUCUAUGAUGAAGAUGAAUAAUAUUUGGAUAAAAGUUUUUGUUUCUUCUGUGUAUGAUUUUUCUUUGCUUGUUUCCUUUUCUGCUAUCUAACAUAUGAAGACAUCCUCAUGCAUUUUUUAUUUUCUUUAAAGAAUGUCACAUUACAGUCUUAAGAUAUCUGACCUGGAGGAACACUUGAUGUUAUGUUUGUUGUUCAUUGUUUCUAUGAACUUGUGCCCCAGGAUGAGGUUUGCUUCUUUUUUCUGUGUAAGUUGAGAAUGCUUUUCAUUUUCCUGCCCUUUAAAACUGCUCAAUAACACAUUGUGUCCAUGUUUGAUACCUUGAAUGAGCCCUCAGCUUUGUGUUUUUCUUUUAUAAAAGUAAUAUUUAAACAAAUUUCUGUAUAUCUUUUAUCAUCUUUGUAUUUCAUGUAGUUGACAGUCAUGCUGAACUUUUUAAGAUAAAAAUCAAAUAUUCUUCAAUUCAUGGAUCUUCACCUAUUUUAAUGGGGAAACAUGUUUACAUGAAAAUUGGGUAUAUAUCCUUUUUUAAAAGUGUGUAAAGGUUUAAAGUGGCUUUUGUGUUCUGGUCAGCCUGAUUUCCUUUUGAUGGACAAACCAUGUCAGUAUGUCAAAAACUUAACAGUGGAAAUUGCACUUAACUUAAAUGAGCCACAGUUGAGAUUUAUUGAAAUGCAUAUAUCAAAGAGUCUAAAAAUGCUGGGUUUUAAUAGAGAAAUACACAUUGCUCUCUUUAAAGGUGUUAUUUUGAGAGGAAAAUCAUAGCUGCAAAAGAUUUAGCACAAUAGGAAAAACUGCUGGAUAGGAAAUUGCUGGGAUUUUUGAGGCUAAAAAAAAGAGGAGAAAAUGUUAGUCUUGGUUGUUUGACCUGGUUUGGCCACAUCAGUUAACCAGAAUGUUGCUCAUUGCUGCUCCAUGAAGAGUCAGUUCCUCAGUAUGAGUGAUCUGUAGUCACUUUCAUAAUGUAAUGUGCAUAGUAGUGUAUUUUCUUCUCUGUAUCUGGUUUUGAUAUGUUUUGAUGUGCAAAUCAUAUUGAAUAAAAUGUUUGCAAUUAA